GUAUUUACAAGGUGGAACAAAACAUACCGGAAGUUUACAUAUUUCAUCCAGAGCUAAUUUUCCAAGCUAACGUGUUCUUUUACUUUUGCACUUUUUGUAAUUUGAAGAAACGUGAAGAUGGUUUGCGAGAAAUGUGAGAAGAAACUGGGAAAAGUAAUAACACCAGAUACGUGGAAAGAUGGGGCCCGGAAUACAACAGAAAGUGGUGGUCGAAAACUUAAUGAAAACAAACUUCUGACAUCAAAGAAAGCCAGAUUUGACCCAUACAGUAAGUCAGGCUUCGCCAUCUGCCGGAUCUGUAAGAGCUCCGUCCAUCAGUCUGGAUCACACUACUGUCAGGGCUGCGCCUACAAGAAAGGAAUUUGUGCAAUGUGCGGCAAGAAAGUUUUGGACACCAAGAACUACAAACAAACGUCUGUGUGAAGGAGGCGACCUGCUCGAAGUCGGUCUAGUCCAGUGAGAGGGAGAGAAACCUGUGCUUAGUCUGAAUCUUUCCAUUAUCUGCCCUCACAAUGUUGCUUUUGUUAUAUAUUUUUUCCUCAUUGCCUCUUAUAUGUGAAAUAUUUUGUUAAAUUAAGUCACUGUAUUUUGCUGCAGCUCCGUAAAUAAGCCACAGACAAAAUGUAACAUCGAGUAGUGUUUAAAAUAACUUAUAAAUCUUCAUCUAGAUUUGAGUAUUUUUGUUAAGUUUAAUUUAAUUGCUCAUAUGGCCAUUCGUCUUGUCGUCUUGUUUCAUGACAUUUUAGAUGGGAAUGCAACAAAUCGAUAAUGAUUGGAUAUUGGUGCCGAUGUUGAAAAAUUUGAUGGCUAUAAAUUGGUGUAAUAAGACGACAUUGGCUCAAACUGUCUCAUAAUAUUAAACUGAUAUUUUAUUCUGUUGCUACUUCUAAAUACUACUACUACUACUAAAUGAUAAAUAACAGUUAGAAAACACAUUUUGAUUUUUACCAUAUACAAUUUGUGUCUCUGGUCUUGCGUAUCUGCCAAUACCUGAUACCAAGGUAUUGGCAGAUAUCGGAACAGGAAUUGGGUCAUCCCUAAUUUUACGCUGGUACCAAGAUAAUUUUGCUUGAAAUUAAUAUGAUAAAAAUCUGCAAAAUGGUUAGGUUCAAGUUCCUCACCCUAUUCAGCAAUAAAAUGGCUUGAAAUACAAAGCAAAUAUAUGGAAAUAAUAAUAAAAAAAUCAUGAUCUGGGUGCAUAAAGUCAUUAAAUCAUAACUUCAUAACUACUCAAAUUUAGAUAGAAAUUCUGUUUUCAAGUUAUAUUUUAUCCAAACUCUAUUAUCAUUUUGAUUUUUGCAGUGUGCUCUGAGCUGUUUCCCAGUUACUUUCACAUCUUCUGAGGCCAAACCAGCCAAUAUAAUGUGUACAUUUUAUAACCUUGUAAAGACCUUUUUAUUUGCUUUUAAAUAGUUUUCAGUUUGUAAAAUAGUUCUAAUUUUGAGUGAAUAAACAAUUAUGACAACAA
Messenger RNA from Periophthalmus magnuspinnatus, 1468 nucleotides. It is a transcript of the gene cript, whose product is annotated as cysteine-rich PDZ-binding protein. Gene Ontology annotation, molecular function: PDZ domain binding; microtubule binding. Gene Ontology annotation, biological process: cytoplasmic microtubule organization. The transcript is spliced from 5 exons. Gene Ontology annotation, cellular component: dendrite. Lineage: Eukaryota; Metazoa; Chordata; Actinopteri; Gobiiformes; Gobiidae. The record is from RefSeq and is a predicted model, not a curated record. Bases 118 to 423 code for a protein of 101 amino acids.